Coregonus sp. 'balchen' is the source of this 519-nucleotide messenger RNA. The record is from the annotation of a GenBank genome assembly. Lineage: Eukaryota; Metazoa; Chordata; Actinopteri; Salmoniformes; Salmonidae.
AUGAUUUUCGCGAAGAUUACAAUGCAAAGAAACCUCAUCGCUGAGGAGAGCAGCCUCGCCCCGCCCCCGACCCAUUAUUUCGACAUGUGGCAUGACUACAUGAACCUAGGGAGGCUGCUGGAGAAACUGUGUGACGUCGCAGAUCGGACAGAGACCUCCUAUACCCAGCUGAAGGAGCAAGUACCGGACGCCGAGGGCCAGACCGGUCGCCAGGAGCAACCGUGGUUUCGUCUGAACUCGAUCGGGACUGAGAGCCUGAGCUCUGCAAGCAGCAUUUCAGACAACACGAGCCACAGCAUGGCUUCCGGCGAUUACUGCGGCUUCUGCAAGCAAAAUGGAGAAACGGCAGAGAUCUACCGGAGCCACAAACUGAAAUCCAAAGACGGCAAAGUCAUCUGCCCCAUUCUGAGGACCUACAUUUGUCCUAUGUGUGCCGCCACCGGAGACAAAGCUCACACGCGCCGAUACUGCCCACAGCGCAACGAAGUAGUGCCGAAAUACCGGUGGGCUGUGGAGUAG